This is a messenger RNA of Bombyx mori (domestic silkworm), 4678 nucleotides long. RefSeq names its product DET1 homolog (gene abo). The coding region runs from base 469 to 2229 and encodes 586 amino acids. NCBI's taxonomy places the organism in Eukaryota, Metazoa, Arthropoda, Insecta, Lepidoptera, Bombycidae. The transcript is spliced from 9 exons. Gene Ontology annotation, biological process: positive regulation of proteasomal ubiquitin-dependent protein catabolic process; protein ubiquitination. Gene Ontology annotation, cellular component: cullin-RING ubiquitin ligase complex; nucleus. Gene Ontology annotation, molecular function: ubiquitin protein ligase binding; ubiquitin-like ligase-substrate adaptor activity. The record is from RefSeq and is a predicted model, not a curated record.
AAAUAACGAAAGGACUUUUUGGCGGGAACGCGAGGAGUGAAGUUGUGUGAUUUGUUUUAUUUUGUCUAUUUAGUGUUUCUUCGGGUUUAAAUGUGUAAUAAUGGUGGUUUAUUAACCGUUUAAUAUCUGUGAAAGUGCACAAAUGUGGGAAAAUGAAACAAAGCCGCUGGACGUAACUUCUCGGGAUCCUCCAAAAAGUCCACUGAAAAAUCUUAGUAAAUUACCACCAUUUUACUGAGAUUAGAUUUCAUCUCAUAUCAUCUCAUUUAAUUUCAUCCUAGUUGAUUAAUGUCUCAAAUUAAUCAUUUUCAUUUCAUUUCACUCCAUAACAUCAUUUUUCAUAAAAUUAAGAAUAUAGAUUAAAAUAAGACAUGACUUAAAGGUCUCAGUUACCAGGUCAUAAAAUCUCUUAAAAAAAAAAAAAAAAAAUAACGAAAGUACUUUUAGAAAUUAAAUCGUGCCUUUGCAAUGGCUUCUGGGAGUAGUUCGAAAUUUAUUUAUUAUGAGGACCCUCCACCCGGAGCAAUCGACGAAAAGGAAUUCUUUUGCACAGAAAAAAUUGUACCUCGAAAAAUAAAACCUCAAAAUAUCGUCAUAAGAUUAAUGGAAAGAGAAAUACACGGGUCACGGAAACCUGGAUCGCAUUUUCACGUUGUUCGUGAAUUUUAUCAGAAUGUUUUUCCAAAUUUAACUAUCGUAAACGUUGAGAAACCUCCGUGCUUUUUGAGGAAGUUUAGUCCAGAUGGUAAACAUUUCAUAGCAUUCUCAGCUGAUCAAACUUCUCUGGAGAUCUAUGAAUACAGAGGUGCUUCUAGUGCAGGAGACUUAGUGGCUGGUUAUCCAACUGACUUGCUUAAUGCAGAUGCUGAUGCUCAUCACAGAAUUAGAACACAUAUAUUUUAUAGAUUCUUUAAGCCUAAGUUUACAGUGAAUGUUUGUCAACAAAGAGAUAUCAGAUCUGAUCGUCUUGGUAACAUGCCUGUGAUGGAGCAACAACUCAACAGAGAAUGCAGCUUGUUUACUGAAGAUGGUAGAUAUGUAAUAGUGGGAUCUGCAGCACAUAUUCCAGAUGACUUGAGACCACAUUUUUAUCACAUUCACAGUAACAAUGAAGCUGUCACGCCUACAAUAAGGUCCCCUUUGGAAGAUUAUUCACUUCAUUUAGUUGACCUACAUCAAGGGAAACUUUGUGAUACUAAACAUUUUAGAAUCGACAAAAUUUACCUAUCACACAAUCAAGGUAUUUAUUUAUACAAAGAAGUGCUUGCUGUUCUCUCGGUGCAACAUCAAACAAUACAUUUGUAUCAAAUUGUUGAAGGAAUGUUGAUUGAAAUUAGAAAAAUUGGACGGUAUUGUUAUGACGAUGACCCGUUUAUAGUCAGUUCAAUAAUAGGCAAAUCCAUAAAUGAGAAACCAUUUCACGAAGAAACAAUUAAUAGUUUAAAACACAGGAUACUUGUAUUUUUGUUUAAGAGAGCUAAAAAAAUCACCGACGAGACUGGUGAUCCUUUGGAGUUACGAAAGUUUUACAAGUACUUCGAUAUGUUUAAAAGUUUGAGAAUGUGGAAGAUGCAACUGUUAGAUGAAGAUCAUUUAUUUAUAAAAUACGCAAGCGAAGAGGUUGUGACUCUUAGGGUGGCUGAACCCAACAGUCAGUCAUCAUUCUUUGUCAUAUACAACAUAAGCCAGAGUAAAGUGUUGGAAAUAUACGAGAACACGUCCGAAGCGCUUUUGCAACUUUUCGAAAACUACUGUGAUUGUUUUAGAAAUGCGAGACUGUGUGCAGAUUCGCAGUUCACUUGCUCGCCAUCAAAUAAUUUAUACGCCAGGUUGACACAACAAAGGUUUAAACAGACUAUAGUUAGAGCGAUAUAUGGAGGACGUACUGAAGCAACUAAAAGAAUUUUAGCGCAAUUACCGAUCAGCGCGCAGUCGUAUAGUGGAUCUCCGUAUUUAGAUUUAGGUCUCUUCAGCUACGACGAUAAAUGGGUAUCUGUGAUGGAGAGACCUAAGGCCUACGGAGAAUAUCCCAUAAGAUUCUAUGCAAGGGAUUCGGGGCUAUUGAAAUUUAAAAUAUAUGCAGGGGUUUUAGGACAAUCUGUGCCUCCCAGUGCUCGAAGACUAGUAGCUUUCACAUUCCAUCCAACAGAUCCUUUUGCUAUUAGCGUACAAAGAACAAAUUCAGAAUACAUUGUUAAUUUUCACAUAAGGAAUGCAGUGUUUAGUUGAAAGUAACUGUAAAGUUUUGGAUCGAUUUACAAUGACUAUUUUUACUGUGAUAAAAAAACUUACAAUGUAAUAAUUAAUGAGCAAAAAAGUGAGCCGAUGGUUUAGCUAUUAGUGUCUGUUAUCUUACAGUAAGUAAUUAUUAGUUAUAUAUGUUAUUAAUUAUAUAGUUAUACACAAUUGUGGGAGUUAUUACUUUACACAAGUGUAUUAUAUUUUUACAUAUUAUUUCAAAUGUGUAAUAAAUAAAUCACUAAUAAUGCAUUUUUUUUAUCAAAGUGGUUUAUGUUUUAAUGGACCUCAAAAUAUUAUUUUGGUAAGAAUUCUCUCAUUGAGAUAGUGUCCAUUUUGCAUAGGGAAUAUGUGAAUUAUAUAUACAUAUCUGAUAAUAAAAAUAUUAUUCUAGAAAUAUAUGCCGUAAGUAUAGUUUUCCGUAGGAAUAAGUUGUUUUUGUGAGAUAAAAGGUAGCAUAUUUCAUUCUCCUGACUCCUACUACUAUUAUUAAAAAAAAAAAACAAUUAUCUAUUGCUUUUUUUGACAUGAAAGGGACAAAUACACAUACUUUCAUAUUUAUAAUAUUAGUAUGGAUAGUCUAUUUUUUACUACUCUAAAUGGGAAAAAGACUGACUCUCCGGGUGUUUAAAAUAAUUAUGAAUUACACCAGCGUGAAUGCCGUCAAUGUUAGAUAAUAAGGUCCAUCUUAAUUCCAUUUUUGGGACCGUGGUUAGCGUUGAGUAUGAUGCUUUAGGGCCUAAACAGAGAACCAGUCAAGUGUUUCGCCUAUAGUUCAGGCGUAACACUACUAUUUCUCUUCAGAAAUAGACAAGUAACUGAGAUAUAUCAGUGCCGCCUUUAAGUACGGAAAUUUAUUUUGCUGGAUUGUUUUAUUUUUAUUGCUUUGAUGGGUGGACGAGCUGACAGCCCACCUGGUGUUAAGUGGGUACUGGAGCCCAUAGACAUCUACAACGUAAAUGCGCACUCCAACUUGAGAUAUAAGUUCUAAGGUCUCAAGUAUAGUUACAACGGCUGCCCUACCCUUCAAACCUUCAAACCGCAUUACUGCUUCACGGCAGAAAUAGGCAGGGUGGUGGUACCUACCCGCGCGGACUCACAAGAGGUCCUACCACCAGUAAUGAGUUGUUGCUUAAUAAAAUGAUAUUGUAAAUUCGUCGUGGAAUUUUUUGCCAACAAAAAUCCGUUUCACAUUUGUUGAAAAUAUUUGUGAAAGUUUUAACACUUGAAAUUCAUACAUCAUUAGACCAUAGAAGUGUUAAAAUAAAUACAUACUUUUCUCUAUGUUGCAUGCAAUUUACAAACUUAAAAUGUCAUAUUAUAUCAAUUAGACAACACUUGUACAAUAAUAACCUAUACAUAACAUAACCGAUAAUAAAAAUGGUUUAAUUAACUAAUAUGACAAAAUAAAUACAAAUGCUUCAGUACAAAGUAACAAUAAAAUGCAGUUUCAACCAUUGAUGCCGUGUAAUGCGCCACAUUUCGCACCGCCUAGCUCAAACUUGCCACAUAAUAUAAUAGGGGAAGGCGAUGUCGUUGCCAUAGUGUCUUCAGGGGGUGUUCUUCAGUAUUUCUUCACACCAGUCACCCACGGUAUACACUGUCCAACCAACGCACCUUAUGGGUUACCUUAUUGGAAUGCAAAUAAACCCCUGUGGUUCGUACGCAGUAUUGGGGAUCCUUUCUCUGUCACAUCCUUCAAAUGAACAACACGUAGCUGUUUGGCCAUACACGUAUGGUGCAUGGUGGUACGCACAGAUUUCAUAUCCAACCAUAUCCUAAUUCGCCAGAAGGCGUUAUUUUUAAUCGAUACAAUAUUAUAUCGGAUAGUCAACCCGUCCAACCAUUUGAUUUAAAGUUUCACAAUGAUCGUUGGACGUCAACGACUGAUUUACAUUAUUUUUAUCCGUCGAUACGUCAAUACAAUUGGUUUCCAAGUGGAUUAAGCAAAGGCAGUGCAGCAGUUCAAGUGGAAAUGCCAAGUUUAACCAACAAUGUAUGUCAUUACGAGAUUGUUUGUAACUGUGGAGUCAAAAGAACAAAAUUAAAUUGUAAUUGUCGUGAUGACGCAAGUGCUAUGUCUAUUGAUGAGACAGUUUCGAAACCUGCAGCAAAAACUCAUAAGAAUGAAACUAAUGAGCCCUCUUCAUUGACCGUUAUUAAAAGAAACGUUAUUUGUGAAUGUAACAAGUCUGACAUAGCUGAAAGAUCGGCCUCAACAUAUUCUGAACAAGCCGCUGUCGGAAGUCAAACGCCAACUAAGCCUAAAAACAAAAGUACUUCUAUUAAGAAAACUAAAAACGAAAAGACGUGUCCGAAACGCCGCUACAAGGGACGGGCUCCCUCUAAAUCAUAUGAUACGACUAGUGACAGUUCCCAAAGCUGCAACUGCAAUAGUGAAACCGAAUAAAAUUCAAUAAAAAACUGUUAUUUUAGUGAA